Molecule: messenger RNA, 4133 nt
Organism: Podarcis lilfordi (Lilford's wall lizard)
Lineage: Eukaryota; Metazoa; Chordata; Lepidosauria; Squamata; Lacertidae
Source: the annotation of a GenBank genome assembly
AUGGAAGAGCAGAGACCCAGGAGACCCAUUGAAAGGGAGAGACUGAAGUACAAAGGAAAGAAACCUCCUGCCGGCCAAGUUGGGACCAUCAGGGAUCUUCUGCCUCGGGCAGAUUUAUGUCAAAUUAAGCAGGAGGCAGAGGAGGGGCAGCUGGAGCAGCACUGGGAUGCCCAGAAGCAGGAUUUCCUGAAGACGAUGCAGCCCCCUCGUUCAGGGUGGGAAACCCCACAGGCUCCCAAUUUUCCCCACUCCAGGGAUGGUGUCCUCUCCUUCAGGGGAGCUGCGGAUGCCAGUCGGAGGCCCAGUGGGAGAGCAGGGGGGACAGACCAGACCCUGCUCCCAGACACUGAGGGGCUUCUUGGAAAGGUAAGUGCCCUCCUCUCACCUGGGUUUCCAGCACCUGGAGGUCACAGGUCCACUGCCUCUAGACAUGGAGGUUCUGUUUAGCUAUGGUGGUGAAUAUUCUUCCUUCUCCAUGCAAGGGCCACCCAUGUAUUCAGAGCAGUCCUUUGCAGAUUAACUCUUAAGUUCUAUGGGGUCUACUCUCAGGCCACUAAUGUGCAUACCAUGCCAGCCUUAGGAAGGGAGGUGGGACAGGCAGGUGAAAGAAAUUGCCAAAGGUGUUUGAAAAUGGGUGGGGGAUCUUGGGAAGGGGGUGCCCAAUUGGGGCUUCUCCAGGGGCAGCAGAAUGUCUUGGGCAGGAGAAUCCCUGCAGGGGCUCUCAGACUCCCUUGGCUUCUUCUUCUUCCCUCCCUCCCAGGAAGCUGCAGCUUGCUCUGGAUUCUGCGCUCCUCAGGAAGCUGAACCUGCAAACCUAGCUGAGACUGAACCUGCAACCCUGGGCAGGAUGGAAGGAGGAAGAUGGACGGUUGACCUGGUCAGGCUGUCUCCCGCAUCUCUCCCCGCAACGUCUGAGCAUUCCCUCCCAGGACCCUUGGAGAAAUCUGGUGAGUUCCAGGGAAGAGGAGAUGGGGACAGGGAUAGACGGAUGGUGGAGGGAGAAAGAGGAAAAGAUGAAGAGGAGACAAAUGGAAGGAAGUUCCUGACAGGAAGAAGGAAGGGGUGAGGCCUUCUCCGAAGCAACUCUUUGUUUCUUGAAUCCUUUUCCUAAAGUAGUGGGGGCAGAUUUUCUUCCUCCAGGCUUUGAAAUCUUAGGUGUUAUUUCCACGGCAGGAAUAAUUGAUGGUAAUGAUGUUGCACACCAAUCCUGAAAAAUGGGUGAAGUGGGAUGGAAAUGUUUCCCAUAAUUAUUUAUAAUUAAUGUACAUAAAUUGUUUCUAUUACUCUUAUUUUUUAUAGGCAGGGUCAGAAUCAUACAUUCCACCAGCAUCAAAACACAAUAGAUGCAUGCACCUCCCCAGUUUGGUGGGGUUAAGGGACAAAGGACCCGUUAUCAUGAUACACAAUUCCUGGGGCUGGAGGCUCUACACUUAGGAUUGGGCAUAUAAAGUCCAAGAGCGUCUGGUAUUAUAAGCAAAUUGUGCAAAAUUGCCAAUCUUACAGACUGGGGUUGUUUGUGAGAGUGAGUGGGAUAAUAAUUUUAGCGCCCCUGUGUAAAGGCUUGGUUCUCCCGCACAGACAUGAGACAACUCCAGUAGUAAUUAUCUCAAACUCAUAAAUCACUGUGGAGCUCAGUCUUCGGCCUGUUCAUCCCAGCUUGCAGUUGCCGAGUCCUCCAGCAAAGAAGCCCCCACUUUCGCUCUCUUUUCCCCUCUUCUCGCAGAUUCUCUCGAGCCUAAGAGUUUUUGGACAGGCUAUUUCUGGGGUCCCUGUGUCAGAGCUCAAACUGGAGCUAACAGUCUAUGCCCCGCCCCGGCACCCCCCUUCCUGUUCUUUGUUCUUUGCUCCUGCUGCAGCUUGGCUGCUCCUCCCCUGCUUCACUUUCCAACCGAAUCACAUCUCUUGCGUUCUCAGGCUCUGUCAGCGGAGGCACGAGAGGCUUGAGAUUCACAGAGCUGACACCCUGUAAUUUUGUCCGUCCCUAAGCUUCCAUGGAGAUACUGUGGUACAACCUUGGUGCAAAUUUCAACAUAAGUACACAAAGCCAACAAAGAGACUCAGAGGUUUAUAGUGGCACCAGCUUUCCUGGUCAAAAGUCCACUGACGUCUCUGCUCUGCCCUCGCGGUCCUAGGCAAUAAUGCUUCUUGAUACUAGUUUCUGGAAAGCACAGGAAGGCAGAGAAGACUCUUGUGCUCCAGUCCUGUUUGCCGGUUUCCCACAGGCAUCUGGUUGGCCUCUGUGAGAAGAGGAUGCUGGACUAGGUGGGCCUUUGCCUGAUCCAGAAGGCUCUUCUUAGGUUCCAAUAUAUUGCAAUAUUUCUACAGUUAAAUGUAGCACUUAAGUUUCACUUAUUUCACAUGGGAGACACUGUUACUCGAGCCUGAGAUCAUUCACUUGAGAAAUAAAAAUAGAGAUGUGUCUAACAAACCAGUUUCAGCAUAGAUCUGUAUUAUAAAAUGAUGCUGCCUUAUUAAGUUUGAAUAGAGUGAUCAUGUUUUGCUCUUGCCACUGUCUCAUCAGCUUUGCAAAAAAUUUGGAACCUAGAGAGGACAGUGGAGAAUGAAGGUGUUACAACGAGAGAAGGUGCAGAUUGGGAUGGACAGGUGUUCAGUUCCCUUUUUGUCUUUCUUGAAAGUCUAACAGGAUUCUCUUUCCUCCCAGACUCCCAAACAGGUGAGGAAGAUGAAAGUCAGAAUUCUAUGGAGCCACCUGUGAAAUUAUGGGGGAAAACAAAAAAAUUGAGGAUACAACAACAAACUCACAAAGGAGAUAAACGAUUUGAAUGUUUUGAAUGUGGAAAGAGCUUCAGUGAAAGUGGAAAACUUAGAAGACACCAACGAACUCACACGGGGGAGAAACCAUUUAAAUGUACUGUAUGUGAAAAGAGCUUCAGUCUUAGUGAAACACUUAGAAGACAUCAACGAACUCACACAGGGGAGAAACCAUAUAAAUGUAUUGAAUGUGGAAAUAGCUACAGUCAAAAUGGAUACCUUAGAAUACAUCAACGAACUCACACAGGGGAGAAACCAUUUAAAUGUAUUGAAUGUGGAAAGAGCUUCAGUGAUAGUGGAUCACUUAGAAUACACCAACGAACUCACACGGGGGAGAAACCAUUUAAAUGUAUGGAAUGUGGCAAGAGUUUCAGUGAUAGUGGAUCACUUAGAAUACACCAACGAACUCACACAGGGGAAAAACCAUAUAAUUGUAUUGAAUGUGGAAAGAGCUUCAGUCAAUAUGGACACCUUAGAAUACAUCAACGAACUCACACGGGGGAGAAACCAUUUAAAUGUAUUGAAUGUGGAAAGAGCUACAGUACAAGUGGAACCCUUAGAAUACACCAACGAACUCAUACAGGGGAAAAACCAUAUAAAUGUAUUGAAUGUGGAAAGAGCUACAGUGAAAAUGGAUACCUUAGAAUACAUCAACAAACUCACACAGGGGAGAAACCAAUUAAAUGUAUUGAAUGUGGAAAGAGUUUCAGCAAAAGUGGAGCACUUAGAGUACACCGACGAAUUCAUACAGGGGAGAAACCAUUUAAAUGUAUUGAAUGUGGAAAGAGUUUCAUUGAUAGUGGAUCACUUAGAAUACACCAACGAACUCACACAGGGGAAAACCAUAUAAUUGUAUUGAAUGUGGAAAGAGCUACAGUCAAAAUGAAACACUUAGAAGACACCAACGAACUCACACGGGGGAGAAACCAUUUGAAUGUUUGGAUUGUGGAAAGAACUUCAGUAGAAGUGAAAAUCUUAGAAGACAUCAACGAACUCACACGGGGGAGAAAGCAUUUAAAUGUAUUGAAUGUGGAAAGAGUUUCAGUGAUAGUGGAUCACUUAGAAUACACCAACGAACUCAUACAGGGGAGAAACCAUUUAAAUGUAUGGAAUGUGGCAAGAGUUUCAUUGAUAGUGGAUCACUUAGAAUACACCAACGAACUCACACAGGGGAAAAACCAUAUAAUUGUAUUGAAUGUGGAAAGAGCUACAGUCAAAAUGGAUCACUUAGAAAACACCAACGAAUUCACACGGGAGAGAAACCAUUUAAAUGUAUUGAAUGUGGAAAGAGCUACAGUCAAAAUGGAUACCUUAGAAUACAUCAACGAACUCACACAGGGGAAAAACCUCAGAUACUUUAA